AUGGCUCCCUCGUUCGUGACCAUCGACACAACGCCUGAUUUCGACAUGGCACCCGCCCCCUCCUUCCAGCCCAUGUCGACCGGCAGCCCCUCCAAGCGCACUCUCCUCCUCGCUCCCCCCUCCAUCGCCACUCAAGAAGAGAAGCUCCGGGACCUCUUCACCACCUUUGACCGCUCCACAACCGACCUGCAGAUGCUUGACCGCAUAUCUGCCGGCUUCGUUUCCCUCCCCGCCAACACCUACGAUCACAUUGUCGUCCUAACCGAUACCGAUGGCACGCGGCGGUCGGAGGCCCUCCAACUGCUCACGCGGGAUGUCUACACCGCGUUGGUUCCCUGCAUGAAGGCCGGAGCGAAGCUACAGACUCAGGAUAACUUUUUCGGAGAGGCCGAGGAGCGCGAGGCGGUCUUGGCGGGGCUGAUCAAGACCGAUGCCGGAUUUGAGAAGAUGGACCAGCCCAAGUCGUUCGCAAUUCCCCUGCGACGCAAUGGGAAGAAGAAGGAUGCGGCGAAGACAGAGACAGUUGCUCCCACACCUGCGCCUGCACCGCCCGUGCAGCUUGUCACCGUGGGCAUGAUUAAUAAUGACGACGAUUACGAAAACGACGAUGACUUGAUCGACGAGGAUACCCUGCUGUCGGAUGAGGAUUUGAAGAGACCUAUCCAGCCCCCCGAAUGCCAGCCCAAGCCCGGCCGCCGCCGUCGCGCCUGCAAGGACUGCACGUGCGGACUCGCAGCACGACUCGAGGCAGAGGAACAAGCGGAGCGGGAGAAGGCAGACAAGGCUCUGAACGUGAUGAAGCUGGAGACGGAGGACUUGAACGAGCUGGACUUUACUGUUCAGGGUAAGACAGGCUCGUGUGGAAACUGCGCCCUGGGCGAUGCCUUCCGGUGCGCGGGCUGUCCGUUCAUCGGACUGCCGGCAUUCAAGCCGGGCCAGGAGGUGCAAAUCCUGGAAAACGUUGCGCAGUUGUGA
Messenger RNA from Aspergillus tubingensis, 975 nucleotides. RefSeq names its product Fe-S cluster assembly protein Dre2. Gene Ontology annotation, cellular component: cytoplasm. Gene Ontology annotation, molecular function: iron-sulfur cluster binding. The transcript has 2 exons. NCBI's taxonomy places the organism in Eukaryota, Fungi, Ascomycota, Eurotiomycetes, Eurotiales, Aspergillaceae. Gene Ontology annotation, biological process: iron-sulfur cluster assembly. The record is from RefSeq and is a predicted model, not a curated record. The coding region runs from base 1 to 975 and encodes 324 amino acids.